Molecule: messenger RNA, 980 nt
Organism: Cynoglossus semilaevis (tongue sole)
Lineage: Eukaryota; Metazoa; Chordata; Actinopteri; Pleuronectiformes; Cynoglossidae
Gene: bloc1s1
Product: biogenesis of lysosomal organelles complex-1, subunit 1
Exons: 4
Coding region: 239-616 (125 amino acids)
Biological process (GO): endosomal transport
Cellular component (GO): BLOC-1 complex
Source: RefSeq, a predicted model, not a curated record
UGCCGUCUUAACUGACUAGACGUAUUCACUCACAUAACGCCGAUGACAGAUCAACAGAUAGUUGAUAGUUUUGUUGAUUUGCUUAUAGAUCCAUUUUCUGACACGCCCCCGCGUGACUUCCUUUAACUGUGUCUCGUGACACAGCUACGUUAGUGUUAGCGUGUGGACGGUCCUGCACUCUGUAUGUCAUUAUAUAAAUAUAUUUCUUACUUAAACAAAACUAUAGGUAUAAUUAAAGAUGUUGUCUCGUCUGCUGAAAGAACACCAGGCCAAACAAAAUGAGCGGAAAGACCUGCAGGAGAGACGGAGACGUGAAGCAAUUACUGCAGCCACCUGUCUGACUGAAGCUCUGGUCGAUCACCUCAACGUCGGUGUUGCUCAGGCAUAUGUUAACCAGCGUAAGCUUGACCACGAAGUGAAGACUCUCCAAGUGCAGGCGGGUCAGUUCUCCAAACAAACUGCACAGUGGAUCAGUAUGGUGGAAGGAUUUAAUCAAGCUCUUAAGGAGAUUGGUGAUGUGGAGAACUGGGCCCGUAGCAUUGAGAUGGACAUGAGAACCAUUGCCACAGCCCUGGAGUACGUACACAAAGGCCAGCUUCAUUCUGCAUCGUCGUAAACAUCACAUGCAGACAAACGUGAUGAUUAAAGCUGAUUGUAAAAGGAGGAGAAUCAAAGACAGAAUUCCAUCUGAUUCCCAUUAGAAAAGUCUGACUCUGUAGAGCCUCUGUAAGGGACUGUCACGGAACUCUUUUUGCCAGGGCUACAACCUUUUUAUUUUUGAGAUAUUUUUCAAAAAAGUAUUAUGUAAAAUAGCCUUUUAAAAUACUUGAUUCAUGAUCUAUGCAUAUGCGUAUGUUUAUUUAUUUAUGGUUUGUGUACAUUAAUAACUGCCUGCAGUUUUCUGUUAGUCGUCUUUUUACAUUUGUCAUUUGAAUAAUUUUUUUUGCAACAACAAAUAAACCGCUGCUUAAUAAAUCAAA